CAAGCUUCCAGUCGGGUUUUUAUCUUCGUGUCAUCAAGACGUGAUUUUGUACGUGCGCGCGCGUUGUUGUUUGUGGUGUUUGAUUGAAAGUCUUUCUCACUCUCUCAUCAGCAAAGAGCCAUCAACCGAAAUCAGUGUGGGAAAGAAAGUCAUCCCUGUUGUGACCUUUUCUCUCCUGUACUAAGUGUGUGUAGACUGACUGACUCGGCACUCGUGCGAUCCUUUUCAUACUCGCGUACAUUCCGCGGAUUCGAUCGAAAAACUCGGUGGAUGAGGUUUUAGUUUUCGCGAUUCGUGAAUAUUGUGUGUAAAAUAGUAAAAAGUGACAAAAUUGCGUUGGCUUCUUAUCAACUGCCCGUUUGGAUUAUUAGAACACGUUACACCCCGGUUCGGUUCGUUCCGUUCGGAGACUUGAGCAGCGAAACAGAUUAAACGCAUAGAAACACGCGUUCAGCCCCGGAGACCGACGACAGAGAAAGCACCCAUCACGGUCCCAAACUAGAAUCAAAGAAUGUCCGCCAAAGCAAUUCGCGAAGCCACCGGUAAGGAUAUCAUCAACCGACACCUCGUGGGAGAUCAUGGCGCUGCCAAGUGCCGGUUCGCAUCCGUUGACGAGAGCACACAGUGGAGCCAGCUGGUCGCCGAUAACCCCUGGCUGGAAAGCACCCCCCUCGUUGUAAAGCCGGAUCAGCUGAUCAAACGACGAGGUAAACUAGGACUGAUUGCCGUCAACAAGAACUUCACCCAGGUUAAACAAUGGGUCGACGAACGCAUGGGCAAAGACCAGAAGGUGGGCAACGCCACCGGCAAACUGCGAAACUUCAUCAUCGAACCGUUUGUCCCACAUAAAGAUAAUGAAGAAGCCUACGUCUGUAUCUACUCUCACCGAACGGCAGACACCAUUCUGUUCUACCACCAGGGAGGUGUCGACAUUGGAGAUGUAGACUCGAAAGCACUGAAACUAGAUGUACCUGUUGGACAAGAUGUAUCCCUGGAGAGCAUCGAAAAAGUGCUACUCACUGAAGUAGCAGCCGCUAAAAAGAAGAGAGUCGCCAGUUUUAUCUUUAAUUUGUACAAACUUUAUGUAGACCUGUACUUUACCUAUCUGGAAAUUAACCCCCUGGUCGUAACAGACAGCUCCAUCUACAUUCUCGAUCUGGCAGCGAAGGUCGAUGCCACGGCCGAUUUCGUGUGCCGUCCCAAGUGGGGUGAGAUCGACUACCCGCCGCCAUUCGGGCGGGAUGCCUACCCGGAGGAGGCCUACAUUGCCGAUCUGGACGCCAAGAGCGGUGCUUCGCUGAAGCUUACCAUUCUGAACCGCAACGGUCGGAUAUGGACCAUGGUGGCCGGCGGUGGCGCUAGUGUUAUUUAUUCCGAUACCAUUUGUGAUUUGGGAGGUGCCUCCGAGCUGGCCAACUACGGCGAAUACAGCGGGGCACCGUCCGAGCAGCAGACCUACGAGUAUGCCAAGACCAUUCUUAGCCUGAUGACCAGCAGCCCGAAGCACCCGCAGGGCAAGGUCCUGAUCACCGGUGGAGGCAUUGCCAACUUCACCAACGUGGCGGCCACAUUCAGCGGUAUCAUUACGGCGCUGCGGGAAUUCCAGCAGAAACUCAUCGAGCACAAUGUUUCCAUUUUCGUCCGACGUGCCGGUCCCAACUACCAGGAAGGUUUGAGGAAAAUGCGCGAAAUCGGAAGCACGUUGGGAAUCCCACUGUUCGUAUUUGGUCCGGAAACCCACAUGACUGCCAUCUGUGGUAUGGCUCUCGGAACUAAGGCCAUCCCCAAGAGUUGCAACGUUCACUUUGCAACGGCCAACUUCCUGCUUCCCGGAGGACAACAGGCUGCCGAUGCUGCCAAGAAGUCGUCCACUGCCAGCAGCGAUGCCGUUAACGCAUCAACAUCAACAGUUACCACACCUAGUGCAGCGCAAUCGGCGGCUGCAACAGCGACCGGCAACAGCAUCACCAACAACGGCACUGCCGCUGCAAGCAGCCGACCAGUAAACAAGAGCAGUGGAACCGCAGUCAAAUACUCCCAGGUAAAGAUCGGCUCCGGCGAGUACCAACGGAUGUUCACCAACCGUACCAAGGCACUGGUAUGGGGCAUGCAGACUCGUGCCGUCCAAUCGAUGUUGGACUUUGACUUCAUCUGUCGCCGCGAUGAACCGUCCGUAGUGGCCAUGGUGUACCCCUUCACCGGGUACCACAAGCAGAAGUUCUACUGGGGCCACAAGGAGGUGCUGAUCCCGGUGUACUCCAAGAUGUCCGAGGCCAUCAACAAGCACAAGGAAGCCGACGUCCUGGUGAACUUCGCUUCGCUCCGCUCGGCGUACGAAAGCUCGAUGGAAGUGCUGGACUACCCGCAGAUCCGCACCAUCGCCAUCAUUGCCGAAGGUAUUCCGGAGAAUCUGACCCGCAAGCUGAACAUGGCCGCCCGAUCCAAGAAUGUUUCGAUCAUUGGACCGGCCACGGUUGGCGGAGUCAAGCCAGGGUGUUUCAAGAUCGGUAACACCGGUGGUAUGUUGGACAACAUUCUGCACUCGAAACUGUACCGUCCGGGCAGUGUGGCCUAUGUAUCCCGUUCCGGAGGUAUGUCGAACGAACUGAACAACAUCAUUUCGCUAACAACGAACGGAGUAUUCGAGGGCGUGGCCAUUGGAGGCGAUCGUUACCCGGGAACCACCUUCAUGGAUCACAUCAUGCGAUACCAGGCCGAUCCGGACGCCAAGAUGAUCGUGCUGCUCGGCGAAGUAGGAGGUGUAGAGGAGUAUGAAGUGUGCGAAGCGCUUCAGGACGGAAGAAUCACGAAGCCACUGGUUGCAUGGUGUAUUGGUACUUGCGCAGGAAUGUUCACGUCUGAAGUGCAGUUCGGUCAUGCCGGAUCCUGUGCCAACUCGGAUCGUGAAACUGCCACCGCCAAGAACAAAGCGUUGGGUGCCGCCGGUGCUCACGUUCCGGAUUCGUUCGACACCCUUGGAGACUUGGUUGGAUCCGUGUAUGCCGAUUUGGUCAAGAGUGGAGUUAUUGUUCCGGCAGAAGAAGUCCCACCGCCAACCGUGCCCAUGGAUUACUCGUGGGCCCGCGAGCUGGGUCUGAUCCGUAAGCCGGCUUCCUUCAUGACUUCGAUCUGCGACGAGCGAGGACAGGAACUGCUGUACGCUGGCAUGCCCAUCAGCGAUGUGUUGCAGAAGAACGUCGGCAUUGGCGGUGUGGUCUCGCUACUCUGGUUCCAACGCUGCUUGCCACCGUACGUUUGCAAGUUCUUCGAAAUGUGUCUGAUGGUGACGGCUGACCAUGGACCGGCCGUUUCCGGAGCUCACAACACGAUUGUGUGUGCCCGUGCAGGCAAGGAUCUCGUCUCGUCGGUGGUCAGCGGUUUGCUGACUAUUGGCGAUCGUUUCGGUGGUGCUUUGGAUGGUGCUGCUAAGCAAUUCUCGGAAGCUUACGAUUCCAACCUGCAUCCUAUGGAGUUUGUUAACUCCAUGAGAAAGAAGGGCCAACUGAUCAUGGGUAUCGGACAUCGUGUCAAGUCAAUCAACAAUCCGGACAUUCGAGUCAAGAUCAUCAAAGAAUUCGUCAUGGAGAACUUCCCGGCCAAGCCUCUGCUGGAGUACGCCCUGGAGGUGGAGAAAAUCACCACCAGCAAGAAGCCGAACUUGAUUCUGAACGUGGACGGAGUCAUUGCUACCUGCUUCGUCGAUAUGCUGCGGAACUGCGGAUCCUUCACCAGCGAGGAAGCCCAGGAGUACAUCAAUAUCGGUGCUAUCAACUCGCUGUUCGUGCUCGGUCGCAGCGUCGGUUUCAUCGGUCACUACAUGGACCAGAAGCGUCUGAAGCAGGGUCUGUACCGCCACCCAUGGGACGACAUCUCGUACGUGCUUCCGGAACAAUACAACUAAAGUAAGGAAGGGCUUCUGACUGACGGAAGGUAGGAAGGAAGGACGGACGGACGGCACUAGGAGUGUGUGUGUUUCCAUCGUAAAAAAAGGACCGAGGGGAGGGCUUUAAGUCUAAUGACCUGACAUAGCACAACUGAGAGAUGUCUGUAUUUUCAACAUUUUGGGCUUCGUUCAUUUGUUGAACAGUUUAAACAAAUUGACACACCUGGUGGCUCCGAAGAGGAGUCCACCGAACAGAAUCUCGUUCAAACGGUAGAUUAAGAGAAACGAUGGAAUUUCCUAACUAAACACAUCCAACUCAUUCCAUUUGUUAGAUUCAGUUCCCGUUUUCUCAUGUUAACAUUUUCCCCUAAAAUUCCUUCGUUUUCAUCUACUUUCUCAUCCUCAAAAUCUACAUUCUAUCUGAUGAUGCAUUUAUCAUUUUUUCCCCGGAAGGACAAUUCAUAAACUAUGCCCGUGUUUGAAACAUCCAUUCUUAAGUUUUAUCCCUCUAACGACACCCCCAUGGCGAUAAAAAUCUGAAUCGCCAUAUAAAAUAAAACUGUAACUUAAACAAAAAAAUCGAGACAACAUUACUAUUUCAAAAAAAAAAAAGCAAAAUGCAUAUUAAGAGCUGAAAACUGCGAAACUGCAACAAAUCUAUUUAAAUCCAAAUCAAAUUUAAGUUAUUUCCCCUUUAAACUGUAAGAUGAUAAUUAAGUGUAAAAAAUUAUAUUCUAUUGCCCCGACGAAGAUGUGGACGGAAAAUGUGACUACAAUUGUGCGUUUAGUUCUUAUUGGUAAAUGUAUACGUAAAAGUAUAUAAACAGUUUCUUCAUUAGGUGGGAUCCUUACUACAUGAAAGAGAUACAUUUCAUUUUUCUUUUGUUUCGUUAAGGCUAAGUUAUGAAGAGCGAAGAUCCGUAUAAGAUGUAAUUUUUGUUCGUAACGGUCUAUGAUGAUGUCUCUUCUUUCGUUCGAAAUCGAUUUUUUACUUGCCUGUGACCCUCUUCAGUUUACAUUGUGGUUUUCGUACUAUUCUUCUAUUCCGUUCUACCCAUUAUGAUAGCAGAUUUGUAUAGUGAAAUUGUGUUUAUUUCUUCUACUUUCCAAUUCGGUCACUUUUCUGUAAUUGCGUUCGUUGUUGUAAGUAAAUCAUUAAUUUUUACAGUUUUAUUGUAAUAAACUGAUGACCCAAUUUCUUUCACA
Messenger RNA from Aedes albopictus (Asian tiger mosquito), 5089 nucleotides. RefSeq names its product ATP-citrate synthase (gene ATPCL). The record is from RefSeq and is a predicted model, not a curated record. Gene Ontology annotation, molecular function: ATP citrate synthase activity. Gene Ontology annotation, cellular component: cytosol. Lineage: Eukaryota; Metazoa; Arthropoda; Insecta; Diptera; Culicidae. Bases 512 to 3901 code for a protein of 1129 amino acids. Gene Ontology annotation, biological process: acetyl-CoA biosynthetic process; citrate metabolic process; fatty acid biosynthetic process. The transcript has 13 exons.